Punctularia strigosozonata HHB-11173 SS5 is the source of this 1245-nucleotide messenger RNA. RefSeq names its product malate dehydrogenase. NCBI's taxonomy places the organism in Eukaryota, Fungi, Basidiomycota, Agaricomycetes, Corticiales, Punctulariaceae. The record is from RefSeq and is a predicted model, not a curated record. Gene Ontology annotation, molecular function: L-malate dehydrogenase (NAD+) activity. The transcript has 4 exons. Gene Ontology annotation, cellular component: mitochondrion; cytoplasm. The coding region runs from base 1 to 1017 and encodes 338 amino acids. Gene Ontology annotation, biological process: carboxylic acid metabolic process; tricarboxylic acid cycle.
AUGUUCGCCCGCUCAGCAGCUCGUGCACUUAAGUCCCAGUCGCGCCUCUUCUCCUCGUCGGCAGCGCGCCAGACAAAGGUUGCCGUCCUUGGCGCAGGUGGAGGCAUUGGCCAGCCACUCUCGCUGCUACUCAAAUGCGACCCGCUUGUCUCGAGCCUUAGCUUGUACGAUAUUCGGGGUGCACCGGGCGUUGCUGCAGACGUCAGCCACAUUGACAGCUCCGGCGAUGUCAAGGGCUACGCUGCUGACCAACUCGAUGCUGCUCUCGAGGGUGUCAAGGUCGUGGUUAUCCCCGCUGGUGUUCCCCGAAAGCCCGGUAUGACCCGUGACGACCUCUUCAACACCAACGCAUCCAUCGUGCGCGACCUUGCUACCGCCGUCGGCAGGGUGUCCCCGGAGGCGCACAUCCUCGUCAUCUCCAACCCUGUGAACUCCACCGUCCCCAUCGUCGCCGAGACCCUCGCCAAGGCGGGCGUCUUCGACCCGAAGCGUGUAUUCGGGGUCACCUCCUUGGAUGUUGUCCGUGCUACCCGCUUCCUUGCGGAGGUCACCGGCGCGGACCCAGCAAACACUCCUGUCACUGUUGUCGGAGGCCACUCCGGCCCCACGAUUGUCCCCCUUCUCAGCCAGUCCUCUUACGGCAAGGCUAUUACCGGCGAAUCGUACGAGAAGAUUGUUCACCGCAUCCAGUACGGCGGUGACGAGGUCGUCAAGGCCAAGGACGGUGCUGGCUCCGCGACUCUCUCCAUGGCCUACGCCGGUGCCAAGUUCACCAACUCUCUCCUCCGCGGUCUCACCGGCGAGAAAGGCGUUGUUACCCCGACCUUUGUGAAGAGCCCGCUCUUCGCCGACCAGGGCAUCGACUUCUUCUCCUCCAACGUCGAGCUCGGCCCUAACGGUGUUGAGAAGAUCCACGAGAUCGGUCCGCUCUCCCCCGAGGAGGAGAAGCUUCUCGCCGCGUGCUUGCCCGAGCUCAAGAAGAACAUCCAGAAGGGCAAGUCUUUCGUCGGUGCAUAAGGGAGUACCGCUCUGGGGUUGAUGUAGACACGACGCGCGGAUAUGUUCUACACGGAUAGACGGAUCUAUGCCACUGCUAGAUGCGAUCGACUCUGCUCCUCGGCACUUGCUUAUUCCUAGUUGCAUUUCCGUAGAGGUUUGGGACAAUAACUCGUGGAUAUGUAAACCGUAACUCAAAACUCAGUGCAACGUGCGCGCUAAACACAAAAAUUCAUGGAGAGUUAAGAC